This is a messenger RNA of Gaeumannomyces tritici R3-111a-1, 1329 nucleotides long. Its product is annotated as CCCH zinc finger protein. Gene Ontology annotation, molecular function: metal ion binding. The coding region runs from base 1 to 1329 and encodes 442 amino acids. The record is from RefSeq and is a predicted model, not a curated record. Gene Ontology annotation, cellular component: nucleus. Lineage: Eukaryota; Fungi; Ascomycota; Sordariomycetes; Magnaporthales; Magnaporthaceae. The transcript has 6 exons.
AUGUCUUCGGCAGAGGAGCAGGAAAUCCUGGCUCGCAUCGGCCAGCUUGCCGGACAGAUCAACCGUCACAAGAACCAACAGGCCGGCGUGGCCACCAGCCCAGCCCAUCACUACCACCCUUACCACUCCCCGACCAAUGCAUACUCCUCGUGGGGUCGCGGCGCCGGGGGGUAUCAGGCACGAGGCGGUCGUGGAGCCAAGGUUGCCCCGCAUCGCCAUCGGUCUCUUGUCCUCAACAACACAGCAAACCACAACGGCGCCGUCCAGCCCGGCGGCAGCACCAAGCACGACCCCGACUCGGGCGCCAACUCGGACGCGUCCACCUCUUCCUGGGUUACGAAGAAGGACCGGCACUUGCAGCUGAUCAACCCCGCCGUGUACGAGAAGGAGGCCCAGGCCCGGACCAAGGCCAUGGCCGAGUCGACGCGCCAGAAGGAGCGGGCCGUGGACGAUCGCGAGCGCUCCAAGCUGUUGGCCCACCUCGGCGGGGGUGUCACGCCGGCUACCCCCGUAGGCUAUGCUAACACGCGCCCGAACGCGCAGUACGAGGUCGUUGUUGACGGAAUCCGGUUCAACGUGGCCAAGAACGGGAGUAAACUCGUCAAGAUUAUCGACAACAACGCGCCCAAAGCCACCCCCAAGAUGGCCGUCGUGGGCGGAGUCAAGUUCUACCGCAGUCGUAACGGCAAUCUGUAUAGACAUGGCAUCGUCAAAGCCCAGCGGCGAUCCGGAACGGUCCGCAAGGUGGACACGCCAUGCCGGAUGUUCUCCAUGACUGGAUCAUGCACAAAUGGCCCUCGUUGCCGCUACAUACACGACCCAGCCAAGGUGGCGAUAUGCAGAGACUUUCUCGUCACGGGCGACUGUGUCAGUGGCGGCUCGUGCGACCUUUCCCACGAGUUGACGGAUGAGCGGACGCCGGCAUGCGUUCAUUACGCCAAGGGCAAGUGCACAAACCCCGACUGCCGGUAUGCUCACAUGCAAGUGACUCCAGGAGCGCCGGUGUGCCGAGACUUUGGUAUGCUCGGAUACUGCAGCAAAGGCGCCAACUGUGACGAACGCCACGUGUUCGAAUGUCCCGACUUCAGCAACACAGGUGUCUGUAAGACAAAGGGCUGUAAGCUCCCGCAUCGGGAGAGGGCAAGCGUCCUUCGCAAGGCGGGAGCGACAGCAGGCGACAACGACGUGGACAUGGCGGACAUAUCAAGCGACGAGGACGGCGAGUCGGUUGAUAGCAACGAUGUCGACUCGGAUGCUGUGGACGAGUUUUUAGGGGACGAUGCUUCUGAACAAGUUUUCGAUCCCAACCAGGAGUACAUCCAGCUCUAA